AUGGUAGAAGCUGGUUCCGGGGAGUGCCCUUUCAAAAAAGAUUCUUCAUCUACUCCCACUUUCUCAGGAUGUCCCAUGGGAGGCGAUUCCCAGAACGCGGUCGACCCAUUAAACAUGAUGCCACAAGAAAGUCAAACCCCAAGUCCUGGUCAGCCAUUUCCGCUUUCAACCAAUCGUGAAGUGUCUAGUAUCCCCAAAGCAGAUCCGAAAGAUGAAAACAUCCAAAAUUGGGUAUAUCCAUCACCCCAGAUGUUCUGGAACGCGAUGUUACGCAAAGGUUGGCGUUGGAGUAGCGACCAAAUCAGUCCAGAUGAUAUGGAGAAUAUUGUGCGCAUUCACAACGCGAAUAACGAGGCUGCAUGGGCCGAGGUAUUGAAAUGGGAGGCGAUGCACUAUCGUGAGUGCAAGACGCCAAAAUUACGAAAAUUCGCUGGUGAUGCGAAAAACUAUUCUCCAAGAGCUCGAAUACGCCACUGGAUGGGCUAUGAAUUGCCAUUUGAUCGCCAUGACUGGGUUGUUGAUCGCUGUGGCAAAGAUGUGCGAUACAUAAUCGAUUACUAUGACUCCGAUAAAAUUGAUCCGGACUACAAGUUCGCUCUGCUCGAUGUUCGCCCGGCUCUUGACUCAUUUUCUGCUCUUCGAGAUCGUAUGCGCGUGGUUUGGAGGCGUUGGAGAUUUCCUGAACCUCCCGUCCGACCAUCCUCUUGA
This is a messenger RNA of Mesocestoides corti, 708 nucleotides long. Lineage: Eukaryota; Metazoa; Platyhelminthes; Cestoda; Cyclophyllidea; Mesocestoididae. The record is from the annotation of a GenBank genome assembly.